Molecule: messenger RNA, 1198 nt
Organism: Nyctereutes procyonoides (raccoon dog)
Lineage: Eukaryota; Metazoa; Chordata; Mammalia; Carnivora; Canidae
Gene: ZMAT5
Product: zinc finger matrin-type 5
Exons: 7
Coding region: 391-903 (170 amino acids)
Cellular component (GO): U12-type spliceosomal complex
Molecular function (GO): zinc ion binding
Source: RefSeq, a predicted model, not a curated record
CUGAUGUUUUCGGAGCGCCACCUCUGGGCCAUGCCCUGGGGACCUAGCGGUGAGCAAGUCCCGGCAGUCAUGGAGCGCUCACCCAGUGUGUGGAGAUGCGGAGAUGUGGUAACCACAAACAAGUAAUACUCUAAAAAGCAAAAGACAGGUUGAUUGAGGAGAGUCUGGCGGUGCAGUUUUAGAGUGCCGAGGGAGACACUUUAACCAGAGACGGGAAUGAAUGGAAGUCGGCCAAACAGGAAAAGGAAGCCCCUGAAGGGUUUUAAGCUGGGAUGUGACAUGAUCCAAUUUACAUUUUGGCUGCUUGAUCAUUCUGGCUGCUUUCUGGAGAACAGAUCAAAGAGGGGAAGUUAUUGUGUUGGGCAGCUGCAGCACCUGAUGUAGGUGGCCAUGGGGAAGCAUUACUUCUGUGACUACUGCAACCGCUCCUUCCAGGACAACCUCCACAACCGCAAGAAGCACCUAAAUGGGCUACAGCACCUCAAGGCCAAGAAGGUCUGGUAUGACAUGUUUCGAGAUGCAGCUGCCAUCUUGCUAGAUGAGCAGAACAAGCGGCCCUGCAGGAAGUUUCUACUGACAGGCCAGUGUGACUUUGGCUCCAACUGCAGAUUUUCCCACAUGUCAGAGAGAGACCUGCAGGAACUGAGUAUCCAGGUGGAGGAGGAGAGGCGGGCCAGGGAGUGGCCACUAGAUGUUGUCGAACUCCCUGAGGGCCAUCUGGAAGACUGGUUGGAAAAGAGAGCCAAGCGGCUGAGCUCAGCUCCGAGCAGCAGGGCCGAACCCAUGAGAAGCACCAUCUUCCAGUACCCCAUAGGCUGGCCACCAGUCCAGGAGCUGCCUCCAUCCCUGCGGGCACCCCCACCCGGGGGGUGGCCCCUGCAGCCCAGCGUCCAGUGGGGCUGAGCCCCUCAUCCCCACUUUGACCCCCAUCUGGUCAGCUUUUGUGUCAGUCACAAUAAAGAUAAGGGCUCAUAAUGGGGAUGCCAAGGGCCUCUCCCCUGCCUGCUGCCCCCUGUGGAGCCUCUGAAACCACAUGCUGGGCCUGGCUUGACUGAGGCCCCAGAGUCGCCCCAGCAGGUAUAGCCCUGGUCCUAGCUCUGCUCCAGACAGCUCCAUCCUCCCUCCCUCUUGGGACAUCUUGAGAAGAUGGGUGAUAAAACUUCCUUCUGGAUGUUUAUAAAGAAAGUCUGUCACCAUG